Messenger RNA from Aspergillus ochraceoroseus IBT 24754, 884 nucleotides. RefSeq lists its product as uncharacterized. The coding region runs from base 56 to 724 and encodes 222 amino acids. Gene Ontology annotation, biological process: ubiquitin-dependent protein catabolic process. Gene Ontology annotation, molecular function: ubiquitin protein ligase activity. NCBI's taxonomy places the organism in Eukaryota, Fungi, Ascomycota, Eurotiomycetes, Eurotiales, Aspergillaceae. The transcript has 3 exons. Gene Ontology annotation, cellular component: cytoplasm. The record is from RefSeq and is a predicted model, not a curated record.
AAAAGGGAAGGUCUCAUCCUCCUACCCCGCCUCUCCAAUUCUCGUCUGGCUCACUAUGUCUACCUAUGAAGUCGAACACAACACGUCCGACCCCUCAAACACUCAACAAUUCUCCCGACGCCGCCGUCCAGACCUCUCCACCUUCUUCGCAACCCUCUCCGAAAUCAGCUCUGAUGAGUCUCGCUCGCGCCCCUACGCCGUCCCUGUUCCUCGCGACAUAAGCGCUGCCUUCUACUCCCUCGCUGAAGCACUGAAUAUCAUGCGUCGCGAAGGAGGUGGCACCAGCACCAGCAACGGUGACGAACUUCCCACAACACUCAACCCAGAUGGCACACCAAUCGAAGUCCACGGCGAUGAUCUCCUCGCGCAGAUGAUCCAGACCCUACUGAGCGAGGCUGAGACACCGCCUAAGGAAGUUGAGGGUGUGAGUGAGGAGUUUUGCGACGUCCUCGACCGCGUCCCUCGCUCCUCCUUAAAACCGUCGCAAACGUGUCCGAUAUGCAGCAACCCAUUUCUAGAAGAUGAAUAUCCGCUUGUUGUCCGCUUACCCUGUCAUCCAACCCAUGUGUUUGAUUUGGAGUGUGUACGGCCGUGGUUGCGUUUGCGGGGCACAUGUCCACUUGACCGGACGGAUCUUGCGAAGCAGGAACGGGAGAAGGCUGCGGCGAGGAGGAAGAAGCCUGUUGAGGAUGAGGAAGAUGAGUGGGACGGUAUGUAUGGAUAGGUUGGAGCUUGGGUAGUAAAUUGAAACGACUACUCUUCCCUGUGUAUCGGGUUAAGCCGCCUUAUUUAUACCGACGAAUACUUCGUAGUAGCUAAUAUGAUUGAAGUAUCUAGAUCUAGGUAGAGUUACCCGUGAACUUCUUUAAUUUCCUAAUUCGUGA